AUGUCAUACAACGCGAAAAACCUCGCCUAUGACGCGAAGGAGCCUGCGUUUCUGCAGCGACUAAAGGGCCAAUACGGAAAUACCUCUGGCGGCCUAGAGCGCCCAAUAUCACAACGACCUCGCCGGGUACGAGACGAUAACGAGGAUGACGGACCUACAUACGUCGAUGCGGAGAGCAACGAAGUGAUAACCAAGGAGGACUACGAGGCCAUGGUGAAUGGCGGUGGCGACCAAGAAUCCGAACAGCCUGAGAAUGGUGUAAAGGACAAGGACGCCGCUGCCGAGGAGGCUGGAAACUCCAAGAAGAAGACGGAAGGGUCAACAUCAAAGCAAAACAUGGCAGAGAUUGGAGGACCUCGAAAGCGAAAGCAAGCAAAAGUCGUUGGGGAUGAAGAUGAAGUUCAAGAGCCUAAAAGUGAGCCAGUGCGGCCAAAAGACCCAGGGCCUCGAAAGCCGAAACAGAAAAAGAAGAAAAUAAAGCUCUCCUUUGAAGAGUAA
Molecule: messenger RNA, 498 nt
Organism: Aspergillus puulaauensis
Lineage: Eukaryota; Fungi; Ascomycota; Eurotiomycetes; Eurotiales; Aspergillaceae
Product: DUF4604 domain-containing protein
Exons: 2
Coding region: 1-498 (165 amino acids)
Source: RefSeq, a predicted model, not a curated record